Messenger RNA from Clarias gariepinus (North African catfish), 2934 nucleotides. It is a transcript of the gene snap47, whose product is annotated as synaptosome associated protein 47. Bases 361 to 1617 code for a protein of 418 amino acids. Lineage: Eukaryota; Metazoa; Chordata; Actinopteri; Siluriformes; Clariidae. Gene Ontology annotation, molecular function: syntaxin binding; SNAP receptor activity. The record is from RefSeq and is a predicted model, not a curated record. Gene Ontology annotation, cellular component: SNARE complex; plasma membrane. The transcript is spliced from 6 exons. Gene Ontology annotation, biological process: synaptic vesicle priming; synaptic vesicle fusion to presynaptic active zone membrane; exocytosis.
AAAUGUUUUUAUAUCUCAUGUUUUGCUUUAAUGGAGAGAUGGUACGUUUGCUCGACUAACUAAUGUGUGAAUUUAUAUCAGGCGGAAGCCGGGCUCCUAAAACAGCGGGGUCCUGACAGAGGGUGCGGGCUAAAUCCCUGACCCGCAUUUUCUAGUGCUUUAUUUACAGCGCGCACGAGCGUCGCGGUGACAUCAGUCAUUUCCGUGUUUGUGAGGACUGUUGAGAUGUAAACAACUCUUACACGAAUACACAACACGCGUAACUGAAGCUGCCUCGCUUCAUCCGUCGUCAGUGAGGUGGAGUUGCAUCUUCUGGUUUCUUCCCAUCGAUCCUGACGUCGUGGAGGUUUUCCCAGCGUGAUGGACGGCGAGCCUCCGGUUCACAGCUGGCUGUGUUCCUACUACCUUAACAGCGAGAAGCGCUGGACAAGCGGACGCCUUACUCUGACCCCGAGCGCCGUCCGCUUCAGCCCAGGUGGAGACGGAGGUGCACUCCUCCUGCUCCCGCUGUCCCGCGUCACACACGUCAGCACAGAGUCAUCCUGCUUCAUCUUCAGUGCUGUUACCCUGCAGGAGCGGGACGCCCAGAAGCACUGGUUCUCAUCUCUGAAGCCCAGCGCUGGCGCUGUGUUUCACGUCUUGCAGCACUUCUGGAGGGAGACGCUCGCCAUGCACACACACGCCGCACACACUCCGCUCAGCCGUGGACAAAGACUCAUCAGUAUGGUGAGCGAUGCGCAGCACACACUAUCACACACCGGCAGGGCGCUCAGCCAGCAGGGGGAGCAGUUCCACCACAUGAUCCACCAGCUCGACAAGAUGGAGUCCGACCUCGGGGUGGCAGACAAGUUGCUGUCGGAACUGGAGUCUCCGCCCUGGUGGCCGUUCGGUAAGUUCCCCUGGAACAGGAAGUGCCAAUCAGAAUCAGGUAACGCUGAAGCCAAAGCUCCGCCCCCUGAAGCCUCCCCCAGAUCGUCUAAAGAGAUCCUGAGUGUGCCAGUCGUGUUUUAUCGCGGCGGCGACAUUAACAAUGCAGAUGUGAAUUCCGGCGCUUUGGUUUUGUUAGCGUCCUCCAUGGAAGUGCGCGACACAAACGGGCGUCUCGUCCAUCGCUUCCAUAAACAGGAAGUGGAUGAGAUCCGUGUGCACGGCGUUUGUGAUAUCAGUGUGCGACAGCGCCACAUCGGAAAACCCGACGUGUGUUUCAGGUUGCUGUCGGCCAAGAUGGCAGAGGUGCUAUGCGUUCUUGAAGUGCAGUACAAGAAGAAGGUGGAGUUUGCCCGAGAUUACUCAGGGUUCCAGGCCACACCCAGUGAUGAUGUCACACCAGCGAGCGCAGCGUUCUGGGGCGCAGGAGCAGGUUCAUACUCGGACGUUCCUGUACAGCUUCCUGCAGGAGAUCUGACUCCAGUUCAGCUUCAUGCUCAGGAGAGCGCAGUGAGUCAGGAGGAGGCGCAGGAGCUCAAACAGAUGCUCCUGCAGUUGAAGUCCCUGGCUCUGGAGACGGACAGCGAGCUGCAGCGUCAGGAUGAGGCUCUGGACGUGCUGAUGUCAUCAAGCGAGCGCAACACUGCGAACAUCGACACACAGACGCGCCGGAUGAGGAGACUGCUCUGACCUUCGUCACCACCCUCAUCAUCAUAAUCACUUUCCUCAUCAUCAUCAUCACUCACUCACUCACUCACACGAGCAACUCGGAAGUCCUCCUGCAUGACUCAGUGUCUCCCCCUACAGGCAGUAAGGUGGACAGGUGAACUUCACAGACUGACUUUUACCUCAAGGGACAUGUCCUGCACGUCUGCCAUGAAAUAUUCACACAAACACACACACAAACGCACACACACACAGCUGAUUCGUUUACAUAAUUAUAAGCAAUCUGUACGUAUUAUAUAUGUACUGUAUGGCAUUUUAAUCUUUAUUUAUUUAUUUAUAUAUUUAUUGUCCUUAUGGAGUUUGAGAGUUAAUCCUGACUGAAACCCAAACACACACACACACACACACACACACACACACAAUAGGCAGUGCAAUAGCAGAACAACACCAUCAAACAUCAUCACACACAUCGUGUAGGACCUUAUCUGUGUGUGUGUGUGUGUGUGUAAACUGUUUAAAUACUGUCCAACAUCCUUUACAAACUAAAGUCCUGAGGAGAAACUGUAUUACCUGGAACUAAUAAGGAGAUAAAUUACAACAGGAGAGAUCAUAUCCGUGUAGACACAGCUGACACAGGUGUGUGUGUAAUAACAACCUGAACAAAGGAGAAGGUAUGGACUAAUGGGAAGUAUGGAAGGUGGAAAGAGGAAAUAAGAAACAAAGAAUCCAGGAAUCUUGUUUAAGUAAAAAGAGGGAAAAAAUUACUUGGGAAUCAUGAUUGGAGUAAAUGGAGACUGGAGACACUAAAUACUAGUACUGGGGAAAUAUGGGAAAGGGAAUAAAUAAAUUAGGAAUUGUGAUCAGGAAUAAAAUGAAAUUGGAAUUGAGGAAAUUUGGAAUCCUUUUCGAGAAGGAAAGUAGAAAAUGCUAUAAAAAGAAAAAAAACCUAAUUAAAGUCGAAGUAGAAAAGUAGUAGAAUCUUGGAGUCCGGGUUAGGCCAAGUCAGAGGCAAUGUUGAUGUGGAAGGGAAAAUUGGGAAUUUUAAGGAAAUUAAAAGAGGAAGGAGGGAAUAAUGAAGUUAGGAAGAGGGAACGGAGAGUUGGCACAUUGCGAAAAGGAAAUAGGGCAUGAUGGAAUCAAUUGGAUCAUUGCAAGUAAAAAAAUUGAGUCUGAGAGUCAUGGUUUGGGAGCUGGCAAGUCAAAAAAUUGAAGUAGGGAACCUGUAAAUAUCAAUCUGGGAAUAAGAAAAGUGGGAAAAUUGGGAAACUAGGAAAUUGGAAAACUGGGAAUUAUAGCUAUGUUCCAAUCAUUUAGUAGUUCCCUGUGAAGUACACGGCCAUU